Messenger RNA from Pyricularia oryzae 70-15, 1401 nucleotides. RefSeq lists its product as uncharacterized. Lineage: Eukaryota; Fungi; Ascomycota; Sordariomycetes; Magnaporthales; Pyriculariaceae. Bases 1 to 1401 code for a protein of 466 amino acids. The record is from RefSeq and is a predicted model, not a curated record. The transcript is spliced from 4 exons.
AUGGCUUCGCCCAUCGACAACAGCCAGCCGCUGAUGGUGGCCAAGUGUGAUGAUGAGCACGACCUUCCUGGUCCUGCUACCACCACAGGCAAGAAGGGUCCCGUUAUCACGCUUAGACGUGUUCUAGCGGCCUUGAUCAUCCUCUUUUGCCUCCUGGGUACCGCUGGUGUGAUUGUGCUUGGCGUCAAGAUUGCUCAAGGCGAGAAGAAGUACGACACUCUGUAUGAGGAGUUUACCAGCCUGUCCCAGAAAUACGACAUCCUCUCGCGCGCCGACCAUGCUCAGGGCCACCUCCUUGCUGCACGUGGCAUCUUGAAUGAGGAUACUGCUCACACCGAUGAUGGCGUAGUCGUAGUUGCCUCUAAAAACAUCAUCUCCGACAUGGCUACGGUGGGAACCACCAUCAUGGUCACCGUCACCCAGACCGAAGCUGCUCUUGUGAGCCCUACCUCGGCUGAUACGACUAUCUAUGAUGAAACCACCACUGUUGUGAUCACUGUUCCGACCCUGACAGUCACCGACAUCACCACCACUGCCACUGUCACUACGACUGUCUUUGCUUCAUCUCAGCCUCUCGUUUCGUACACCAACCCCUUCGCGACCUCGGCCGUAGCUCCCAUUUCGGCAUCGGCCUCUGAUGUUGGCAGCUGCGAUCUUGUCACCGUUACUGUCUACCUCCCCUGGUCCAUCGGAUCGGAGACUUCCGUCUUCGGUGCCCCCACCGAGAUCACCUAUGAGGUGCCUACUCCCACAGUUGUUGAGAGUCCGAGCCUGGUUGUUAUCCCCACAAUCGUUACCCCUGGCGAGAUCGCCUCUGAGAUGCCCACUUCCACAACCACGGAGGUCCCAACUACGACCCCGGUCCGAGAGAUCAGUGGCGUGCUGCCAAUCUCUGGCAGCCUUGCAUCCAUGACCGAUGCAUGCAGCACCAAGACUGAGACCACCACCACCACAGCCUCCGCCGACCGCGGCCUCGAGACCAGCUCCGCCCUUGCGCUCAUUAGCAACAUCCUCUCGACCGUAUCAGGCACCACCACUUGGACCUCAUACUCGACCGUCGUCGUGACAGUUUCCAAACCCGCAGUCACUGGUGCCCAAGGGAUGCCUCUGCCGCCGCCGCUGGUCACCGCCAGCAGCAUCGGCAGCAUCGGCAGCAUCACCUCGCUCGUUCUCGAUGCAAGCUCUGUGGGCGUUCCAAUGUUCCGCAACAUCACCACCACGACCGUCAAGGGCACCGCACGCAGCUUCUACAACUCGCCGCACCCGGCCCAGUCGACCUAUGUGACUAGCGGGGGCGUCAAGCAAGCUCGUGCUGGCCUCAGCGGCAAUGGUAACGCCAGAUCCGGUACUAUUCACUACUGUGUUGUCAUGCUCGUCGGCUUCCUCGUGAUCAUUGCUUGA